Triticum aestivum (bread wheat) is the source of this 2707-nucleotide messenger RNA. RefSeq names its product protein MAIN-LIKE 1. Gene Ontology annotation, biological process: meristem development; meristem maintenance. Bases 801 to 2561 code for a protein of 586 amino acids. The record is from RefSeq and is a predicted model, not a curated record. Lineage: Eukaryota; Viridiplantae; Streptophyta; Magnoliopsida; Poales; Poaceae. The transcript has 7 exons.
AUCUACCCCUACUCCUACUCAUCAACGAGAAACUACAAUCUGAAGGAGAAACUGGCGAGGCAGCCGUGAGUGGGCGAGGGACGCGGUUGGUUGUCAAGUAGGGCUGGUAGCACCAUUCAGGAAUUGCCAUAAAUUGGACUGCUCUACAUUAAAACAGAGAGCGAGCUUGCAAUGCAUGCUGUCCUGGGUGCCACGUUUUGGCUUCACGGGCGUCCACUGGACCCGCAUGUCAGCGCGAGCCUUUCCUUUCCCAAAGGAGCCAGAGUCAGGCCAGUCAUAAUUAUAUGACCGCCAAGAGCAGAGCAGAGCAGUCCGUUCGUCGCCCAAAACCCGCUGCUCUUGGCCAUUCCAUUCGACACUUCCUUCGUCUUCCUGCGAUUCACCCUGGAUCAUCCCCCUUUUAUUUUGAAUAAAAGGGGUCGUCUAAGAUCAUCCUCUGCUCGUGGUUGACUCGACUCAACUAGAAUUCCUAAUUCUCGUCGUAGAUCUCUCCUUCACCAGCCGCCAUUCACUGCUCUUGAUUAGGGUUUUGGGGGUUUUGGCCCUUUUUUCCCCCUCAAGCUUGCGUGUUGCCAUGGUGGUGGGGUUUGAAGCCAGAGGACACGCUUGUCCAGCAUCUUCGCUCUACAAGGGGAAAGGUUCUCUCUCUAUCUAGAGAGAGAAAAAAAAGCUUUACAAGGCGAAAUCCGUAAUGGCCAGAUGCGUUUCUCUGGUAUUUUGUGACACCGGUUUCUCAUCUUAUUUUGCUGUCGUGCACUAAAUGGCUGGAUCAUCUUCUUGAUCUGGCGCAGCAGAACUAAAUGGAAUCCUCGGAGGCGGUACCAACUGACAAAGGUCGCAAUCAGGAAGCUCGUGAACUAUCAGUGUGCCAGACGACGGAGGAGCUCAAGACAUGGAAUCUGAACGAACGGCAGCAACAGUUAGUCGACGCCAGUGGGCUCGGCAAUCUGAAAUACAUGGGAGAUCUGGCCAUCAACCGCACUGUGCUCAGGGUAUUUUGCGAGGUUUGGAGCAAAGAAACGAACACAGCAAGAUUCCAUGACUUUGAAAUGGCACCAUCACUCAGGGACACUGCCUACAUAUUGGGAAUUCCGAUCAUAGGCCGUGCGGUGACCACCGGGGCUGUGCUCAACAUGUCGUCAGAAGAGCUGCUCCUCCAAUACCUUGGCCGAGUUCCUGGUUCAAAGGACUGCAGGGGUAGCCGUGUGAAGCUCUCUUGGUUACACUCCAAGUUUAGUCAGCUCUCGGAGCAUCCUACUGAUAAAGAAAUUGCGUGCAAAACAAGAGCAUAUCUCUUGUACUUGAUUGGAGCAACUCUGUUUUCAGACAAAGACAAGGGCUAUGUCUCUCCAAAGUACUUACCACUCUUGUCGGACUUUGACAAGGUACGAGAGUACGCGUGGGGCACUGCUGCUCUUGCUCAUCUUUACAAGGCUCUCUCUAUGUUAGCGUCUUCUCACUCUAUUGCCAGAAAAAGACUAUUCGGCAGCGCCACUCUGCUCAUGGGGUGGAUAUAUGAAUAUAUUCCAGCGAUGCGCCCUGAUAUGGAGGAUGAUCCAGCACUUGUCGUCCCACGAGUAUGCAGGUGGGCCGGGCAUGCAAUCUCCCAACCAGCAAAGGAAGCUUCAGAUAUCAGAAAAGCUUUCAGUCAGCUUCGAGUUUCAGAUGUGAACUGGGAACCUUACAAGGGCAUGGAUCCUGCAUCUAUUCCCAAUAUGUGCUCGGCACCCGAUAGCGUCUGCUUCUCCAGAACAUGGCUGAUCAACUUUAACGUGAGGGAAGUAUAUCUCCCAGAUCGAUUUGCUCGUCAGUUUGGUCAAGAACAGCAUCCGGUCGGCGAUGUUGGUGGGUUCCAGCGACAUCAGUGGAACGCGUCAGUGGAUUGGAGCCUCGAGUAUGCAUCAGAGAUCAAACAUUUCGAGCAGUUGAUCAAUGCUACUCGUCCUGAUCAUACAGCAGUUGCUGCCACUUGUAAAACGACUGAGGAUGUUUUUACGCCAGCGAGCACGGCACGAGAAUUUCCUGGUCUCAAUUUGCUUGCAGUGGUGGAGAGCAUCAAGAAGGAGCUCCCAACCAUCACGCGGUUUCUCGAGCAACGGUCACUUCCCGUCGAGGUAGCCACGUCGUUUGCUCGGAUCCAUGAACUACUGGAGGAUUCUCACUUGAAGGAAGGAAAUGCCGCAGUGGAUGCUGGGGGCGAUGGGACCUCUGAGUUGACUGCACCGCACCCUCCUGCCAUUCCACCGUGUGAAGAAGCGAUCAUCGGCACAGCGGAUCCACAUGGGCCUGUGCCUGAUGAAGCGGCGCAGAACGGCAGCGAUCAUCCUGUGCCGGAAUGCUGUGACAAGCCGACAGGGGAGGAGGAGGAGAAGGGGGAAGACGGCAAGGCGGGGGAAGAGGAGGCAUCGGAAGGGAGCGAGGACAGUGAGGAGGACGGAGGCCAUAAUAAGGGGCGGAAGCGACCGCCGCUUCGGAGGAGCAAUCGAAGCUGCGUGCAGGCCAAGAGGUUCAAGAACCGGGGAGGGAAAGGGUCCCAAGCCUCUGACCCCAUCGUGCUGUGACAGCUGCAUUCAUCUGUUCACUCGGUACCAUAAUAUAUGAACGAUUUUGACACUACUUAUUAUGGGACAGGGGGAGUACCAUUUUAUUGCCGGAUAUUACACUGCAUGUUGCUCUCUUCUAGUUAAUUUUCUGUGAUUUGUUACUC